UGACCUUAUCAUGGAGAAACACUGAAAAUACUAUCAAAUCUUUGUGGUCUGCAAACUCAGAGCUUCCAAAGCUUGAGAUAGGAAAUGACACUUCUGUUAAGCCUGAAUGUUGCAGGAUCUCGGGGAAAGGGAUAGUUGAGAUGGAAUAUACAUUUGUCGAUUCUGCAGACCAAGCUUUGCAGCGAGUGAUCGGGAGGAAUCGUAGACUUGCAUGUACUUACACCUCGCUCCCUGAGAUUCGGGAGGCACGGAAAAUUUUGGGAUGGCUGUUAAUUUAAAAUUUCAUCUGAAAGAGUCGAUUUGGAGUAACUUGUCACUACCAGUUGGUUUGCCAGUGACGUGUCUGCCAACUCAAAGAGUGCAAAGAUCAGAAGCUGAAAGAGGAAUUCUCAGAUCUUGUUUAAAAAUAUUUUGGCAGUUUUAAUAGAUAAUAUGAGAUUGCAUAGGAACAGAGGAGCCGAAUUUAAAAUAGAUUAGUCACGUAGGAAAUGCUUAGCUGUUGUAAAAGUGUUCACGCAAUGACUUACCUUCCUAGGUUUUCACUUUUUUGAAAAUUUUUCCCUGAACAACAUACUGAAUUAUGAUAUUUCAUAAUUUGUGUGUGGGUUAUAAGAAGUAUGAGGAGAGAGGAUGCAUAGGAUUUGCUUUUUCUGUUUUGGGUGGAGAUUGAGCUUUUCCUGAAGACCUGAAAGAGCUGCUUCUGAUCUAAUCUGAGUGCCAGUAAAAGUGGCUCUUAGAUGAAAGGCUUUUUCUUCUCCAUAUUGGUGUCAUUUAAGACAUACAAUAUUAUCUUUAAGUUUAAAAGAUUAUAUUUUUUCAUCGGUAUUAACAUACAAAUAAGGGUUUUCUUGAGUCUUUGUAGAUGACUGGCUAGGUCAGCCUUUUUUAUCCCUGAUUUGGGUAUUAGAUAUUGGAACAUUAGGUCUUGAAAGAAAAUUUCAAGGAACUUCUGGAAGAAGCUUUCUUGUUUCAAUUUUAUUAUUUUUACCAUUUUGCACUAAAGUUAAUAUGCCAUUUCGAGAUUAAAAAUGUUUUUUUCCCGACUCUGAUGGUCUCUUGUUACUUGUGAAGGUAUCAAUAAUAAUGUAAUAAUGACAACAUUGAGGAACUGUAGAUUUUUAUUUUAUUCUGCCUGCUAAUUAUGGAUGUAAUUCAAAUGACAGAAAUUCUUAGGAUUACUAUGGUUGUUACAAGGACAUUUAGUAAGCUUAUAUGUCUAGUAAAUAACUUGAUCUAUCUAAAAAAUACUUUAUCUCAUCUUAUUUCAAAAUUAUUCAGUUGAGUAAUCUCUUUUUUGUAAGUGGCAAAUAACAUCCACUGUCGUAUGAGAAAGUUAAUAGAUGUUUAUUCUCCUUGUUAGAGAAACACUGAAAGCAUUAGGUAUUUUCAUCACGGUAUAGCUAAGAACCUAUUGGUUUAUUAAAGAUUUUGGGGGUUUGCACUGUGGAUGCUUCUUUGAAAGAAGAAAUUAUAAACUGGGGGACAUCUUUGAUGAAUUUGUUAAUGAACUUUAAAUAUUUAAAGUUCAGGUUGGAUGAAAACAGAAGUAUGUCAGUUUCUAAAGAAAAUAUAGACAUGGGGUCUCGCUGUGUUGCCCAGGUUGGCCUCAAACUCCUGGGGCCAAGGGAUUAUCCCACCUUAGCCUCCGAAGUUAUGUCAGGUUUCAUUGGCCUAAGACUUAGGACUCAUUUAUUCCAUUAUAACAAGCCUGGAGCUGUUUUUUGUGAGUGCUAUUUAUGUACAUUUUUGGAAAUGAAAUCUUUGUAAAAUUUACCUUUAAAUGCAAAGCUGUGUUUUGGAUGGAAGUGACCAUUUUAUAAUAUGUUUUGAACAGUUUAAGAUCAUGCUAAUGUAUAAUCAACCCGUCUAUGCAUAUUUCAUUGUGGAAUUUGCUAAACAUAUUAUAGCAUAAAUAAUACCCACUUGAGCAUAAUAGAAGAUUGCUAGACCCUUUGCUUUGGAUUUAUUUUUAUCUUACCUGCUUCUUUUAUCCUUUUCAACAGUAGAAUGAAGAAUGGUACAAUUGUUAUAUUAAGUGCAAAUUCCCUUUCUGAUCUGACAUGUUCAAUAACUCAUACAACAGUAGAAUAUACUCCUUAAACUUAAUAAUGGAGCAAGUGGGAAAUUUGACAAGUUGAUGCUUGGAAAAAAUAGUAAUCCUCAUCUUGUGAGAAUUCACACAGCUAAAACAUGCCAUUAAGCUUUCAAAGAGUUUGUCAUUUCUCAAUACAUUGUAUUUAGGGGGUGACCCAUUAAUUUGCAUGGUAUAUUAAUUUAAUGAUUUUUACAGAGAAACUUCUGAAAAGGUGAAAAAAACUUAUAAAUAUUGCCUGCAUACUCUGUGCUCAGUGGGUACUUAAUGUUUGUUGAAUGACUUGAUGGUUGGUUGGUUAAGAAUUUCCAGCCAUUGUACGAAAUGCUAGUAUUUGCCUAUUGUUACUAUAGUUAAAUGAAUAAAUACAUAGUUAUCAUUUAGCAAAAUCUGGUUUAGUUUUUUCUAAUUUUGGCAAGUAAAUUUAACCUCACACUGAAUAUUUUUAUUAAAAUUUUAAGGUGUCUCUAAAAUUUUUUUCCAGCUUCAUUCAUUCCAUUCAGAAUUUAGAAACGAAUCAAUAAGAGACAACAUUUUAAGUUUCCCAAAUUACAGUCAAUUCAUUAGAAGGUAUAUAUUUAAUUCAUAGCUAAGAUCCAGAAGUAUCUUGACUUAUAUGGUACACCACUGAAUGCUUACUAAUAUGUGUGCCUAGGUAAAUCACUGGAAGCUUGAAACACAUACAUGGGAGUUAGUACCUAGGCCAACCCUACAAUCUUAAGUAACCCAUAAAGUGUAGCUGAACUAUAUUUAAUCAUUUUAGCUUGAGUUCUGGGUCUAGGAUGAGAAUAAAAGCGAAAAUAAUUAAUUGCAUAGAGCAAGCUUGUCCAACCCGAGGCCUGUGGUUGCAUGCAGCCCAGGAGGGCUUUGAAUACGGCCCAACACAAAUGCAUAAACUUUCUUAUCAGCUAUCGUUAGUGUAUUUUUUGUGUGGCCCAAGACAAUUCUUCUUCCAGUGUGGCUCAGGGAAGCCAAAAGAUUGGACACCCCUGACACAGAGGCUCAUCCUUCCCUAAAUCAAAUUCUUGUUUGUUAUAAACCUUUUCUGUUUCAGCCUCUCGUGUACCCAUUUCACCCUUCUCUCAGGCCCCUGUACCUUCAAGCUAUACUCUCCUGAACUUGGAAUACUUCAGAGGCUCUAAGUGUAGUCUUUCUGUCCUCAGAUUUCCUAUUUUCAUUGUCCCCAUUUCCCAUCUCAAUCUUUCAUUAAUGUGCAUCAGAUCUUGUCUAGAUGUUAAGAAGAAAACAAUCUGAUGGAACUAAUUUACCUUUAUCUGUAAAUGACUCAUGAGCUCUUAACUCUUCCCAAGGUUUUUCACAUUUUUUGUAAGUCUGUAAGAGGUUGCUAUUAACUCAGAUAAUUUUAAAGUAAAAAUUGCAGGCUGUGUUGGGGGAAGGAAUUUCUAGUCUUAUGCAUAAAUAAGUCAGGCCUUACUAGGAUUUUGCCCGUGGUUUCUUCCCACUCCUGGAAGUGUGUUCAUAUGUGUAUUGCUAUAUAUGUUUGUGUAUGUGUAUCUAAUAAUGAUUCCCAUAGCAUGGAGGGGAGAAGAUGCAAGAAUAGUGAUUAUAAAUCCCUUUGAGUGUAUGGAUCAUUAAUGAGAUAGAUAUUUGAUGAUAACUUACACCGUGUUUAAUUUAUAGGAACAGAGAAGAAAAAGACCUAGGAUCUCAUGACUGAACUUGAAUUCUUAAAAGGCAGGUGUUGGGGCCGGACUCGUUGCAUGAUGUAUAACACUAACCACUUGUAGUUCCUGUAUUGGCAGGAACUUUUGCUUUCUUGGGAGAAUAGCCAUGUUAUAGGAGUGCACCGUAUAGCUUUUUAAGAAAGAAGAAGUAUUAAGGAUGAGAGAAUGAAAAGGAUUGUAGGUAAAGUAACAGGAUGCCCUGUUAUUGGAUUGGCAAUUCAUUGAGAUACUGGUUUACACAGAAGGCCUCCCCUUUGGAAUAUGAAAGGUUGCUGAUCAGAUUCUGACUCAGACAUUGGGUUUCAUUGCACAGCAACCUUUCCAGAGAUGUUAUUCAUCAUUGAAACUUUGCUAGGAAUAAAUGGGGAUAAAAGAGUAAUGAAACCUAAUUCCUACCCUUGGGGUGCUUAUAACCUAACAGUGACUUGUUCUGCAGAGCCAGGCAGGUUGCCUUCCUUGUGCCAUGACUCCUUCACAGCUGCACAGCAUUUACCACAUUGUUUAAGUCUCUGCUUCUUGUCUCUCCUUGCUCUUAACUGACUCUCCAUGAAGGACUGUCUUUCCUCUGUUCCCCAGAACUGGCUUAGUUGUUGGUGUUAUUUGAAUAAGUUCAAAAUGUAAGAGAGACAAAGUGUUGCGGGGUUCAGAGAAGGGAGAUGACAGCUGCAGCCAGGGGUAGUGGGAAAGACAUUUUGGGAAAGGCUGUGAAGGUUGGAGGGAGAGAGGAUGCCUGGCACAGGGGCAGGGAAGUGGAAGGCAUAUUUGAGGAAUGCCUAGUGUAUCUGCUUGGCACAAGUAUAUGGGCAUGUUAAGGAACAGAGAGAAGGCUGGAAAGAUAGGCUUGGGUCUGGGAUGCCUAUAUGAGUAGUUUGGAUUUCUUUCUCUGCACUGGUGGAGAAGUUCGCAAAUCUGUAAACUUGGCAUUGCAGUGUGGGAUCUAUUGAAGGUGAAGGAGCUUUUUUCAAAAUUGGGGCAAGAAGCAAUGAACACUAGAAUUUGGUGCUUUUGAGGCAGAGAAAGAAGUGGUGGUGUAGCCUAAGGACAUGUAGAUUUGAGGAAGAAAGAAGAAAAAGCAAAAAUGGAAUCCAAACUUACUUAAAUCCGGGAAACUGAAAGACCAAUGGUGCAACUGAAAGAACUAAGAGAGUUGGAAAGAGUAGACUUGGGAAUCUGGAAGAAGGGCAGAAAAUGAGAGAAUGUACUUGAUUUUGGACACAUCAAAUUUGAGGUUUUGACAAUGCCCAGGUGGAAUGCCAAAUUACAGUUCAGAAGAACAGUUUGGGCUGAUGGUUCUGAACUUUUCAGGUGUGAGGAUAGCUUUUUAAAUAAAAACUUGCAAAUAUUUAUGACUACUUUUAGUAUUUGUUUUUUGAGAAUACAUGUAAAGACAAAACAAAAAUUCAGCUAUACUGUUAAGUGAGUUUUACUGAAUAACAGAAGUGUCUAUUUACCUUCAUUUGCAAAGUAGACGUGUGUGAGAGGCAUCUUUUUCACUCAGCAGUUGGUGCUUUGUGUGUAUUUGGAUUUGAGAACACUUGGAGUGACUCCAUGGCUCUUGUCCAAGCUACAAAUACAGAUUUGGAGGUCAUCUGCCUAUAGUGAUAAUUAAAGCCUGGGAAUGGGUGAGAUCAUCAAAAGAAAAUUAUGGACACACAAUAGAAAAGAGAUGUAAUAUAAAAAUUUGGAGAAUUCUUAGAAUAUAAUAGGUGAAAGAAGGAAAAACAAAUAAUAUAGCAUUACCAAAGUAAGGUGAAGAGCAUCUCAAGGAGUGAUACCAUGCAGCAGACAGAUUAAUGAGAGAGAGGCCCAGAGUUUUGAUAGAAUGGUGAGCCCAGAAAACAAGCUGGCCUGAGUCAGGUUUGAAGGAAUGGUUCUUCUUUUCUCUAGUGACAAUUAAAGCCCUCUGUCCUAUCAAAAAAUCCUCACAUCCCAGCUUGGAGACUGUCAGGGAAAUUUUGUUUUCCAUAGCGAAACAGGAGUUGACCGGUAGUUUUGUGGGCCAGACUAGCUCCCUGCUUCACUUAGCACAGUUGGAAUCUGGCAGGUGACUGAUGCUACCCUGUAAGGAGCCAAAGUGAAUUUUAAAAAAAGUUUUGGAACAAAUGAUUACCGUUUAAAAGAUCAGUGAAUAACAACAACAAAUGGUCUUAAAUUAAUGCAUUGUUUAAUUCCUCUUCCCCUAACAUCAUUGGGAUUCUUUUUAUAGGACUGAGCAGGGGGAGGAACAUUUAAGCUGAUGGAAGUGGAAGUGGAAGUUGCUGUACAUUGGCAGCAAGGCCUCCGAGUUAGCUUUUGAAUGCAGUUAACUGGUUUCUCUUAACUGUGGAAUUCAUUGAAAAGUCAGACUCCGAGUGGUCGUUCCAGGAUAUCUUGAAAAGCCCAGGUUAAACCCAUCCAGAGUAAUGGCUGCGGCCUUACCCAGGACCCUGGGGGAGUUGCAGCUGUAUAGAAUAUUACAAAAAGCCAAUCUACUUUCUUAUUUUGAUGCCUUUAUCCAACAAGGUGGUGAUGAUGUCCAGCAACUCUGUGAAGCAGGAGAAGAGGAGUUUUUGGAAAUCAUGGCACUCGUGGGCAUGGCUAGCAAGCCCCUUCAUGUUAGAAGGCUGCAGAAGGCUUUGAGAGACUGGGUCACAAACCCUGGGCUUUUCAAUCAGCCACUGACUUCCCUUCCUGUCAGUAGCAUACCCAUCUAUAAAUUACCAGAGGGAUCACCAACAUGGCUGGGAAUAUCCUGCAGUAGUUAUGAAAGGAGUAGCAAUGCCCGGGAACCUCAUUUAAAAAUCCCCAAAUGUGCUGCCACCACCUGUGUGCAGAGCUUGGGACAGGGGAAGUCAGAUGUGGUUGGGAGCCUAGCACUGCAGAGUGUUGGUGAGUCCAGACUCUGGCAAGGCCACCAUGCCACUGAGAGCGAGCACAGCCUCUCCCCAGCAGACCUGGGCUCCCCCGCGUCCCCAAAGGAGAGCAGUGAGGCGCUGGAUGCUGCUGCUGCGCUCUCUGUGGCUGAGUGUGUGGAGCGGAUGGCCCCCACACUGCCAAAAAGUGACUUGAAUGAAGUGAAAGAGCUGCUAAAAACCAACAAGAAGUUGGCCAAAAUGAUUGGUCACAUCUUUGAGAUGAACGAUGAUGAUCCACACAAAGAGGAGGAAAUUCGGAAAUACAGUGCAAUAUAUGGCAGAUUUGACUCAAAGAGGAAGGAUGGGAAACAUCUCACACUUCAUGAGCUCACUGUUAAUGAAGCGGCUGCUCAACUCUGUGUGAAGGAUAAUGCCCUGCUGACAAGAAGAGAUGAGCUUUUUGCCUUGGCUCGACAGAUUUCUCGAGAAGUCACCUAUAAAUAUACUUACAGAACCACCAAGUCAAAAUGUGGAGAAAGAGAUGAAUUAUCCCCAAAGAGAAUUAAAGUGGAGGAUGGGUUUCCAGAUUUCCAGGAUUCUGUGCAAACACUCUUCCAGCAGGCUAGAGCUAAGAGUGAAGAACUUGCAGCUCUUAGUUCACAGCAGCCUGAAAAGGUGAUGGCAAAGCAGAUGGAGUUCCUUUGCAACCAAGCUGGCUAUGAGAGACUGCAGCAUGCCGAGAGGAGGUUGUCUGCAGGGCUUUACAGGCAGAGCUCAGAAGAGCACAGUCCUAACGGCUUGACUUCCGAUAACUCAGAUGGACAAGGAGAAAGACCUUUGAAUCUCCGAAUGCCUAAUUUACAGAACAGACAACCCCAUCAUUUUGUGGUGGAUGGGGAGCUGAGCAGACUUUACCCCAGUGAGGCAAAGUCCCACUCAUCAGAGAGCCUUGGGAUUUUAAAAGACUACCCUCAUUCAGCUUUUACCUUAGAAAAGAAAGUCAUCAAAACAGAGCCUGAAGAUUCAAGAUAGCUGUGAUUUCUCUCACCGUUCUCUGGAAAUGGCAUCAGAUUUAAGGAUAAUACUCCAUCAUAGAAAUAAGCCUUAAUAACCAGUGUUGCCUCAUUCAGCUCAAACAGAUUUCAUAGCCAAAGCAAAAGGACUGGUACGGUAGUCUGUGGAAACCAGGAAGAUAAAACAACAGCCACAAAAGAGAAAAUCAAGAGUGUUGCAAUCUAUAACAGUAAUAUUGAUUCAUUCACAUUCCUGUGUUAAGUCAUUUUAUAUGGAAAGGCUUACAAAUCAAUAUUGUAAGCAUUCAUUAUUUAAGAAUGUACAAUGUAUUUGUGUAAUUUAUAGAAGUAAAAUCUAGAUGUUGAGACCUGUUUGGUCUAAUAGAUGUGGAUACAGUUUAUUUUACUUGAAAUUUUGUUGUCUACUUUGUGUGUUUAACGUAAAUAUAUGUCAGAGUUUAGAAUCUGCCUGCAGUUGUGAAAAAGAAAGCUUAAGUGAUGCAGUUAUUGGCAAGAUUGCAAUGAUUAUGGAAAAAUAGAAAGCGAAUACUCAGUUUAAGCCAAGGAAAAUAUUGUGGAUUUAAUAUUUGAUAAAACUGAUUUUGUUUAACAGGAAAUUUUUAGCAUUCAGUCAUAUAACAUCUGGUUAUCAAUGCACGUUUACACAAUAAAUACUUGAGUGGAGGAAAGUUAAAAAGAUGAGCAAUAGAGUAGAAAAUAUAUCUUAAACUAGUUGACCUAGAUUGUAUUAAUAGCUACUUAAGAUGUUUCAAAGAUAGGAAGCUAUUGCUUGGACAGAGAACUUGAAAUAAGUGGACCCAUGUAUAAAAGCUUUGACUUAAACAUUGAUAUUUCAGAAUGUGUUAAAUAGAUUAAGACACAGUAAGUUAACCCUACAUGUUAUAAAGAUGGCGACUGUUAACAAAGGCUGUAACAGAUUAAGUACUAUUUUAUAUCCAGAAAGUCUUCUCUAUGUAGAGAAGUCAGAGAGACUAGAUGCUUUCACUAGGGAAUGUCUUCCCACCCAGCCAUCACAAAUGUGGACAAUCACUGCAUCCACAUCUGUAGGCAUAUUUCUAUGGAAGUUUAAUUGACAGCUAUAUUCAUUAUUUAUUUUACAAUUUCAUUUUUCUACACCUUUGAGAUUUAUGAAUGCAGUUUUUUCUUAAAAUUUAUUUUAACUUGACAGUAUGUUUUUAGUUCCCCCAAUUUAAUUAAUGGACCAUGUGCAUAUAUAUGGGAGUGUGCUUACAUGUUAAUAAUUUACUUGCAUACUUAUGAGAAUUUCACAUUGGAAUUCAUAAUGGUAAAACAACAUACAUCUGCCAAUAUACGUUUUUUCUGUUGGUUUAAGAGAAGAUAACUGACAGCUUUACCUACUUCCUACAGAUGCAUCUAAACCCAGAUAUUACUGAGAAGAGUGUAUUGACUCUGAGUGUAAGAGAGUAUGUGUUUUUUUGUUUUUAGUUCUGCUCUAGAUCAUAAUUGUAAAAAAUAUUAAGUCAUAAUCUGUUACACUAAAAUUUGUCAGCCAAAUGUUAGAUGAAAUGUCUGCACUGUAGUCUCAGAUCACUGUCACGUAUAUAAAUUGCUUCUUCAUUUUAAUUUGUAGAAGUACUUUACAGUAGGAAACGCCAGUAAACAACUUUUAUACUGUUAAAAGGCUUUUUUCCCCUUCCUAAAUGUUUUAAUUGUACCAUAGUGUUUUGCUCACUGAAGAAGCUUCUUAUGGACCUUGCAACUUUGUUGCUAGCUUGAGGUUGAUUAUUGUGGUUGUAUUGUUCACUGUGUGUAGAAAUAGUAUGAGUACGAUUUCAAUAGACUGUUCAGUUUUUAAUAUUAGCCAUAGCACUGGUUAGUAUAUCUCAGUAGUUUCAUGAAACGUUUCCUGUAUUCUAAUCUAUUUUGAAACAUUUUGUUUUUUUUUAAUUGUGUCUUACAGUCAAGUUUGUAGAUUUUCAUAAGCCACAAUUUUAAAAGAUGCAGUAAUCUUCCAACUUCCAAUAUUUAUCCAUUCGUUGUGGACCCACAGAUUGCAUCUUUAAAUUCAUAAUAAGUUUCCUUAACUAUCUUAUGUUUCUAGUCUUUCAAGCUUAGUGAUAAGGUGGAAGCACAAGAAAAAUUUCAGUAGAAUACAGUUUUUAUUUUGUAAACACUAAUGUAUUAAACUUGCUAUACAUUAAAGCAAAUAAUAUAUAUUUUUAUUUGAAUUGUAUAUGUGAAUUGGAAGUUAUAAUUAGUUGAUUUUUUCAUUUUGUUAGAGGUAUUUUCACUGAACAAGGUCAAUUGGUUACCUCAGUAUUACAGCCAAUAUAGUCCAAGGGACCAUUUCUCCCCGAGUCUCUUACACUUUAUUGUGCGAUGUCCACGUUUUUGUGACUCUUCAAGCUGUUGGUGAGGUGGGACGAAUGCACUUGCUUCCUGUGGCAAUAAAGAUUUUCUGUGCCUCACA
Molecule: messenger RNA, 10076 nt
Organism: Homo sapiens (human)
Lineage: Eukaryota; Metazoa; Chordata; Mammalia; Primates; Hominidae
Gene: NAB1
Product: NGFI-A binding protein 1
Exons: 8
Coding region: 6180-7643 (487 amino acids)
Biological process (GO): regulation of DNA-templated transcription; negative regulation of DNA-templated transcription
Cellular component (GO): nucleus
Molecular function (GO): transcription coregulator activity
Source: RefSeq, a predicted model, not a curated record